Messenger RNA from Musca domestica (house fly), 375 nucleotides. RefSeq lists its product as uncharacterized. The record is from RefSeq and is a predicted model, not a curated record. The transcript has 2 exons. NCBI's taxonomy places the organism in Eukaryota, Metazoa, Arthropoda, Insecta, Diptera, Muscidae. Bases 1 to 258 code for a protein of 85 amino acids.
AUGAAAGUUAGAGAAAGAAUGCCGGUCGCUGUGCGCCUUGUUGAAGUGUUGACACUUGUUACGCUGUUGGGCAUAUUGACAGGAUUUUCAAUUUUUAUUGUUAUUGCACAAAGACUUGUGUUUUUGUUGUUGCUAUUAUUAACGCCAUUGACAUUUGUUAUUCAUUGUUUAUUGAGUAUAUCGGAGAAAAUUUUAGUUGGAUCGUUAACUGGCCUUUUGAGUGUAACGAAUAAUGUUGGAGGACAUAAUGUGGAUUAGCAAAUGGCCUUGCAAAUACUGUUACCGAUUUAAAACCUAACAAUUUAAUCUCAAAGAUCUGUAAAAUAAAACAAGAAAUUGUCCAGGGUGGGUAGUUUCAAUUUCAGAACUAAUUAA